AUCGCGUGCUGCCAGCCCCUGUGAUCCAGCCACUCUUCGGGUCCUUCAGACGUUCCGGCCAUGGUGUCGGGCUGAGCCGUCCUGGGGCUGAGAAGCGGAGCCGUGGUGAAUGGAGGGGUCACUGGAGCUGAGCUCAGAGGCGGUCCUGCGCUUUCUCUCCGAGCGCGGGGGCCGGGCCCGACACACGGAAUUGGUGCAACACUUUAGGGACGCCCUGGGUGGCCAGCGCGAACAGCGCACCCGCGCCCGCGAACACUUCAAGGAACUGGUCAACGCGGUGGCCACCGUGCGCACCGAUCCCGCGGAUGGUACCAAGUAUGUGCAUCUCAAGAAAAGGUUCUGUACGGGGGAGUCCCCCCCGCUUGAGGCCGCGCUGCCCCGGAAUCCCCCGCGUAUCGAGGUGACUGAGGAACCUCAAGUCCCGGACCUUCCAGCGGAGCCAUGCGAGGACAGCCAGCUCCAGGAGGAGGCAGAUCCACAGUUGUCUCUCGGACUGGGUGGCGAACUGAGCGCCCAGGAGCCUCCGGCCCCUGCUCAAGGUGGGGCCCAGAGUAAGGACUCGCCACAGGAGGUCGAGGCUGAGGCCGCGUCCUUGGCGUCCGGCCCCGGGUCCAGCGAGAACCUUAAACUCCCUGCACAUGGCAGUGAGGAGGCUGAAGGGGGCAGUUCCCCUAGUGGGCCAAAUACACCCAGGUCGGCCCGUCAGAACUUUCGGGACCUAGUGAUGGGCAGCUCCCCGCAACUAAAGAGAAGCGUGGGUCCUGGGGACGGGAGCGCUGGGAGCAUCUCGUCAGGAGGUCGCAGCAGAGGAGGGGGCGACUCCGAUAGCGCAUCCUUAGCUUCUUCGUCCGCAGAAGAGGAGAGCAGCGGCGGGGGCUCGGUUACCCUGGAUCCUCUCGAGCACGCCUGGAUGCUCUCAGCUUCCGAGGGCAAGUGGGACAGCCUAGAAGGGCUGCUCACUUGUGAGCCCGGCCUGCUCUCGAAGCGAGACUUCAUCACCGGCUUCACUUGUCUCCACUGGGCCGCCAAGCACGGCAGGCAGGAGCUCCUAGCCAUGUUGGUCAACUUUGCCACCAAACACCAGCUGCCAGUGAACAUCAAUGCCAGGUCGAGCGGAGGCUACACUGCCCUCCAUUUGGCAGCGAUGCAUGGGCAUGUAGAGGUGGUGAAGUUACUAGUGGGUGCCUACGACGCAGAUGUAGACAUCAGGGACUACAGUGGGAGAAAGGCCUCUCAGUAUCUGAGUGAGAGCAUUGCAGAGGAGAUCAAGAACCUGGUGGGAGCCCUGGACGAAGAUGACGGAGACAGCGCCGCCGGCCGCGGGAGUGGGCGCUGGAGACUUUCAAAAGUGCUCCCAUCACACAUCACUCACAAACUCUCCCCGGUCGUGGAAGACGGAGCUGAACACCACCACCACCUCGCCGAGGGAUGGACUGGGGGAAGCAAAGCAAAAGAUUCAGGUCGCAAAGCCUCGGGCAGCUCCAGUGGACGGAUAAAACCACGACUCAACAAAAUCCGAUUCCGAACGCAGAUCAUUCACACCACUCCCUCCUUCAAGGAUGCUGAACCGCCACUGGAAGAAGGGGAGGAGGAGGAGGAGGAAAGGUCUCUUCGAGGCUACCCAUCUUCCUUUAAACUGAGACCGAAGUCCAAUGUGUUUGGGUAAAAAAAAAUAAUUCGUGCUAAAAAUGCUAAGGUUUAUUUGUCUUCAAGGAAGUAAUACUGUGCAUGGAUAAGAGGUGGAAGCGGAAAAGACAGGAUAAAUUAUGCAUUUCAACUUUCGGGCUUGGGGUGGAUCUGUAAUAAUCCUUUCAGGAUAGCAUUCUGGGGCAAGAAAAUGUCUUUGAAGUGAUUCAUAAUGCACUGAUUUGCGCCUCUUCCCCGACCCCACCCUUGUAACCUGGAACUUGUGAGAACUGGAAUUAUUGAUGACUAAGAGUCCCUUUGCUUUUUAAUCAUGACUAGAUAGCAUGCAGAGUAAGGGCCAUCAGACAAUGCAAAACGCGUGGUAAUGCAAACUGAACCUGCUAAUGUUUGUAAGUGAACGAAACUGGAGGCUGUCCUGGUUUUCUACGGUGUGCACUUACUUAAAGUGCUAAAGAAGGGCAAGGUCAGAGUUGAAAUGUGAAACUACAAAGGAGAAUUAUGUGAAUGGAGAUGGGAAUCCCAUUGAUACUUGUAUUGAGGACCUAGAGACACCCUCUGCCAAGCCUGUGAAAAAGGAAUGUGCUGGGAAUGGGAUGGUCUAGUAGCCUUGAAAGGCCUCAUGCAAAAGACAAUGGGACACCAGCCACAAAGUACCCUUUCUGAUUCAGUGAG
Molecule: messenger RNA, 2319 nt
Organism: Arvicanthis niloticus (Nile rat)
Lineage: Eukaryota; Metazoa; Chordata; Mammalia; Rodentia; Muridae
Gene: Sowahc
Product: sosondowah ankyrin repeat domain family member C
Molecular function (GO): protein binding
Source: RefSeq, a predicted model, not a curated record